Messenger RNA from Ilyonectria robusta, 552 nucleotides. RefSeq lists its product as uncharacterized. The transcript has a single exon. The record is from RefSeq and is a predicted model, not a curated record. Lineage: Eukaryota; Fungi; Ascomycota; Sordariomycetes; Hypocreales; Nectriaceae. Bases 1 to 552 code for a protein of 183 amino acids.
AUGGCGGAAGUCAACACUCGCCUGAGAGCAACGGGCUUCGGCCUCUGGGCCUUUGUUUUUGCCUUCCUCUUCGCCAGCUUUUCUGACCGAACUUGGACGCAGAAUCUAUUGGUUACGAUCCCACACUACACCCUGUCAUUCAGCAUGGAGCUUUUUCUCCUCUUCAAAUUGGCCCAUUACCUGCCGAAAACCACCUCUCGCACAACCGAAUGGCACGACUUCUUCUACGAGUCGAAGGAGGGAUCCUGGGUGUUGGUGGCGCUAUGCACAGUUUGGCUCUUCAACCUUUCAGGCGUCGUCUUGCUUUGCGUCGGCGAUAUGUUGUUUGCGGGACGUAUCGGCGGGAUCGUGGGCGCAUUUGCCAAAAGCAGCAUCAUUGCGUCCAUCUUCACUGGUUUGAUUGUGUGGUUCGGCCCCUUCUAUCUGCUGUUCUUGAUGGCUUGGCUGUUCUGGACGGGAGCCAAGGCAUUCUGGAGGGUUGCAGGAGGACCAAGUAUUAGACUAGACCUAGAUGAAGAGGAGCCCAGCUUGGGCUUCAUGGGACGCAACUGA